CCGCGCGCAGUUCCCGCUGGACCUGCCCGGGCGCUGCUGUCGCGGCCCCGUUUUCGUCCCGCCGCCAGGAUGUCAGCCAAUGUCUCUGGAAGUGCAAAUAUGGCUGCGGGCAAUCGCCGGCUUCAGCAAACUCAACACCAAGUAGAUGAGGUUGUUGACAUCAUGAGAGUGAAUGUGGACAAGGUAUUGGAGCGAGAUCAGAAGCUGUCAGAGCUGGAUGACCGUGCUGAUGCCCUGCAAGCAGGGGCUUCCCAGUUUGAGACCAGCGCGGCCAAGCUGAAGAGGAAGUAUUGGUGGAAGAACUGCAAGAUGUGGGCAAUAUUGAUAGCUGUUGUUGUCAUUAUCAUCAUCAUCAUUAUUGUCUGGAAUCUGUCUUCAUGAUUUACAAGAAGAAACUCAGUUCAACCGAAGGUGCCUUUGAGAAACUUCUUCAGCCUCUGCACUCCAAACCUACUGUCUUCUCAGCCCAUUUACUGCUGUUUAAAGCAAACCUGUUUUGAUUACCGAGGUGUUAACUAACUUUACUGGUCGCCUUAAGACACUCCUGUCAUUAAUUACUAACCAGCGCAGCUCACAA
This is a messenger RNA of Sturnus vulgaris (Common starling), 577 nucleotides long. NCBI's taxonomy places the organism in Eukaryota, Metazoa, Chordata, Aves, Passeriformes, Sturnidae. The record is from RefSeq and is a predicted model, not a curated record.